UCUCUUUCUCUGUCUCUGUCUCCCUCCCUGUCAAACGCGUGGAUGCGUAUUAUACCCAUCAUCUCAAUUCUCAACUCUCAUUUUUCAAUCCUUAUACGGACAUUGUCCGCUGAUGUUACCUAGAAAGCAAUAAGAGGGAGGAGGGAGAGAGAGAGAUAGAGGGAGAGGCGUGAGACGGAGGGAGAGAGAGAGAGAGAUGGGGGGAGAGAAGGAGAGAAAGACAAGGGGGGUUUGAGUGGUGACACUGAUGAUGGUUGAACGUGGAACUGUAGCUGAAAAAUGGAAACCCCCCAAACUUUUCUUCAAUGGAAAGCUCAAAUGGGUCCCUCAGCCCAACCCCAACUGUCACCAAUUCUUCUACUAUCAGCCAACAGAGUAAAGCUCUCUCCUUUCUCUUUCUCAACUUUCCUUUUCCUAUUCUUCUUCUUCCUUCUUCUUCUCUCUUCACUCUUUCUCUGUCCUCUCCCUUUCCACUGAAAAUUCCACGUUAUAAAAACAUGGGUCGGUGCUAAAUAAGCAUUUGGGCAUCUCUUUUUCGCCUGUCAAAAGAUACCCACCAAGGAAAAGUUUUGGUUUUGCUGAGUUUUUUCUCAGAAAAUUUGCAGAAUUGCGUGAUGUGGGUAUUCCAUGGCCAUGACACCCAUAAAGAAAAAGCUUCAAUUUUGAUUAUAUUUAUGCUAGAAUUUCCAGAUUCUUGAUUUGGGUUUUUUCAAAAAGCUUGAUUUUUUUGGAUCUUUCGUUGUGAAUUGGCGGUAAUCAUACAGAAUUGAAGUGUUUUUUCUUCUUCUUUUAAUUCUAUCCUUUUGGUGGGUUUGGAGCUUUGACAUUGAAGUUGAACUUUCAACUCCUUAUAGCCAUAAACCUGAUUUUGUUGAAUUGUGGGAGCUGUCGGUUUGAAUAAAAUGUACAGAAACCAUAAAAAUAAAAAUAAAGUGGAAUUGAUGGCUAUAGCAUCUGGGUUUUUUUUUUCUAUUUUCGUCUUAUCCUUCCUCAAAGCCCAUCUCUAAAUACUUACCAUAGUUGAGGUUUCAAGGCUGAAAUUUCAAGGAGUGCAGUCAUCCAAUUGGCUUUUUCAUCAAAGAGAGGAUUGAAUUAUUAAAAUUUGGCCUUUUUUUAGUGAAGAAUAUUUGAUGCUGCUUAAGGCUUAUGGAUGAAGAAAGGAAGCUUUGAUACCUUGCCAUCCAAAGAAAAGCUUUAGUAUCUUGAGCUUUACUCUGUUGAGAGAAAAAAAACCCAGAGGGUUUGAUUUGAAUUUUUGUGGGUUUCUCUUUGAUUCUCAUAUCUGGCUGCAUCAUCACUCUUCUUUGGGAAUAUCAAAUUGAAUUUCAGCUAUGCUGAUUUCCUUGGAAAAUGGAGCAAAGUAUCGAUUCAAGUCAGCACGAAAAUAAUAGAAAAUAUGAUCUUAGGGGAGAAAAUAUUUCAGAGCUGCAGGAGAACAAUCUAAAGCAUGGGUUGUUGAAAGAUUAUUGGUUCAAUGUGGCCCUAAAAUAAGGAAAAUUAGAUGAACACAACAUUCUGAAGCUGCAGAAUAAUCCAUUAAUGAUGGGAAAGAGAUCGCAGAGGCGCCCUGUGCGAUAUGAAAAAGGUCAGUCGGGCUGCAUGUGGAGUUUGAUUAAUAUGUUUGACUUCCGCCAUGGUCGAUCCACUCGGAGGCUUCUGUCAGAUAGGAAGCGUGACAACUGGCAGGCUGUCGGCGAAGGAUAUUCAAAGGGUACAUUUAGCUUGUUGACCGACUUUGAUGAGAAAUGUCAAGGCACUGAUGAUGGGGAUGAGUGCCAGAUGGUGACAGCUGAUUCUUGUAAACCAAGCAUGAAAAAACUCAUAGAGGAAGAGAUGUCAAACGAGGAGGAAGUGAAGAAGCAGAUGACCAGUGAUGAAGUAGAACCAAAACAAUCCGAUCCAGAAAAAGGAGACCCCAUAAGAAAGAAUCGAAGAAGAAUAAACAAAAGCAAGAAAACAUGCAAUGUGCACAUCCACAAUAAUGCUGGAUCGGGAAAUUUGUCUAAUUACAAUUCAGAGCAACAAUUUAUGAGUAGUCUUGAUCUAGAUGCAAUAAUGGAAGAGCUCUGUGGCCAGAUCCAUCAGAAAAGUUCUACUUGUGGGAGGCAUGACCAUCAUGGUGAACAUAACAUGCAGCCGGAUAAGAGGUGUCCUGCUUCCGAGGAAAAGUUAAGUGAGGCAACUAAGGUGUUUAUAAGUCAGAAGUUUGCUACUGGGACUGCUGAAGACGGGAAGACGGAGAAUUCCCAAGAGUUCACAGAUGCGCUUCAGACAUUAAAUUCAAACAAAGAACUGUUUCUGAAACUCCUACAAGACCCAAACUCGCUGUUGAUGAAACACAUUCAGAACUUGCUGGAUUCUCAGGUAGAGAAAGAUGAAAAUUCCAUGUCACAUGAAAAUUCCAAUUCACAUAAAUAUUCCAAAUCACUGCCAGGAUCCAACUUACCAGAUCGAGAGCUCUUGAAUUUGAAACAGUCCAAGGAGUUUACCAAUCAUAAGCAGCAUAAAUUUUUCAGGAGAAGAUCAAAGUCUCAGGACAGUAUCUCAUUGAAUGGAAACGAGAAUUACCAAGCUUCCAAUAAAAUAGUCAUUUUGAAGCCUGGACCUGUAGACUCAAGAAAUUCUGAAACAGACAACGGUUUUGGGUCCUUGAUGCAAUCUCACAACGACAUGACAAAUACAGGGCCGAGUGAGAGAACCGUUUCCCAUUUUUCUCUUAAUGAAAUAAAAAGAAGGUUGAAGCAUGCCAUGGGAAGAGAGCGGCAAGGGACCGCUCAUAAUGGUGUUUUACAUAGAUUUCCAUCCAAUCAUCAAAGUUCAGAAGAUGGCAAUAAACGGGUUAGUGGUGAGAAUAUUGGUAUGCAUUCUCCAAAUAGAAGCCACUUCUAUACUGAAAGAAUCCCGAAACCUUCUGCUGGCAGCAAGAGGGGAGAUAAAAUUGGCAAGCUGAAAGACUGUGAAAUAAGUAUGGAACAUGACACUUUGGGCUAUCCCAACCAAAGGGUAUCUACCAUCUACUCCGAGGCCAAGAAACAUCUUUCUGAGAUGCUGAGUAAUGGGGAUGAAGAUGAGGAUAUUUUGAUCCGACAGGCUCCGAGAACACUGGGAAGGAUACUCUCUCUUCCCGAGUACAACCUUUCACCCAUUUGCAGCCCUGGGAGGGACUGGGGUAAUAACUUUGUUACUGCACAGAUGAGAUUUUCUGCUUGUGGGAAGUUUCAGAGGGUAGACGAGAACACAGGACGGCUCAAGCAAGAAAACAAUGUCGGUCAUUCAACUCCAUUGGCACAAAACUUCAAGAAUCGGACCUACCCUUCCGAUGAGAACCAGGAUGAUGAAGCACAGGGUUCUAACUCAAGUCCCAAUAUCUCAGUUGAGUUCGUUCAUGAUAACAAAGUGAAAGAAGCCUGUUCUACUAGAGAUGAGAUAAGUUCUGAAGGUGAUGUGGAGAUUGUAAAAACAAUUAAUACACUUCUAGAGGAGAACAGAGUCUUGGAUAUUUCCUCUGAAUCAAGUAGCUCCUCUGUUAUCAAAGAUGAUCAAAUGGAAUGCAUUGCAGCUGAAAGUUGUGAUGAAAAGGGAUAUAUUGAAAGCUUGAAAUCAGAUUCUGUUGAAGAGGAUCAACGGCAAUCUUCUCCAUUGGCAUCCCCAUCAAGCUCUCUGAUGGACAAAGGGGUUGUAGAUUUAGCGAGCAUCAUGGAUAGAAUAGAGAGGCCAAGUCCCAUAUCUGUUCUUGAGCCUUUAUUCACAGAAGAUGACAUCAGCCCUGCAAGCAUCAAAUCUAAACCCGUUGAACAACUAAUGCAACCACUACGAAUCCAAUUCGAAGAACAGGAUGCUUCUGCUGCACAUCUAGUUACCCAUAUUAAAAUUGGUGUGGAGAGUAAGGACUCUGUGUUUGAGUACAUAAAAGCAGUCCUGCAAAUCUCUGCCUCAAGCUUGGACGAAUUCUUCCUGAUGUCCCUUACUUCAGAUCAGAUUCUUGACCCGUCAUUGCUUGAUGAAGAAGAGAUAUCUUCCUUCCAACUUUGCCAUGACCAAAAGCUCCUGUUCAAUUGUAUUAAUGAAGUUCUCAUGGAGGUAUGUGAGCGCUAUUUUGGUUGCUUCUCUUGGGCAUCAAUUGUAAAGGCAAAUAUAAGACCAGUCCCAAACAUGAAGAACACCAUUCGUGAGGUAUGGGAAGGAGUUCACUGGCAUCUCCUUCCCCAACCUCUACCUCAUAACUUGGACCAGAUUGUCAGAAAAGACAUGGUGAAAACUGGAACAUGGAUGGAUCUUCGAUUUGAAGCCCAAAUUAUUGGUAUUGAAAUGAGUGAAGUGGUCCUCCAAGAAUUAGUGGAAGACACCAUAUUGUGCUGCAUAAAUGAAAGUUCAGAAAAUGUAUUCACAAUGCCUCAAGCUGACUUGGAGGAAGAUGAAAGCAGUGUCAAUCUGUCAAAUACGACAUCCUGUUAGCUCCUCUGGCUGAAAGGAAAGCAAACAAGCCAUAUCUUGCAUGCCAGGAAGAUGGGCUGUGUAGCAUCUUACCAAGCUAGGAGUGAACUUCUCCAGCUCUCCCUCCGAGCUUCCAUGGACAACACAUGACAUAGGUUUUUCUAACCUCAUCUACCUGAAUAAUGUAGAUACAAUUGUCAGAAUCUACCUCGUGAAUUUAACCCUGGCUGACAAGUUCUUCCAGUAUGGAAGCUAUCAGACGACGAGGCAAGAAUAAAUAAAUAAAAAAAGAAAAACAAUUCACGGGUGAUCCAUGCAAAAGUACAAAAGCUUCUGUUUUCAUGGUCAGUUCCAGGUCAGUGGAUUCUAACCUAGAGAAGAUGGAUGUGUUUCUCAUCAUUUAUCAAUGGUGUUGCUUGUUAGAAUCUGUAGGGUUUGGUGUGUUGAUUGUGAUGGGUAUGGGUGUUUGUUUGUAUCUAAAUGUUUGGAAUUUCCUUUUCUGCUUCUUCUUUCUGUUUGAUUCCAUUCAUUCUUGUUUCUGUUUUCUGGAGUGGUUUUACAGAUUUGGAAGUAUUCUGUGACUAGCUGUAAUAUAGAAGGAUAAAACACAAAAAAUAAGUAAAUGAAAGAGUUCAUACUGGAGUGUUGUUGUA
Messenger RNA from Vitis vinifera (wine grape), 5087 nucleotides. RefSeq lists its product as uncharacterized. The coding region runs from base 1540 to 4455 and encodes 971 amino acids. The record is from RefSeq and is a predicted model, not a curated record. Lineage: Eukaryota; Viridiplantae; Streptophyta; Magnoliopsida; Vitales; Vitaceae. The transcript has 8 exons.